This is a messenger RNA of Haplochromis burtoni (Burton's mouthbrooder), 1825 nucleotides long. It is a transcript of the gene dnajb13, whose product is annotated as DnaJ heat shock protein family (Hsp40) member B13. Gene Ontology annotation, cellular component: cytosol. Gene Ontology annotation, molecular function: protein-folding chaperone binding. The record is from RefSeq and is a predicted model, not a curated record. Bases 846 to 1793 code for a protein of 315 amino acids. The transcript has 8 exons. Lineage: Eukaryota; Metazoa; Chordata; Actinopteri; Cichliformes; Cichlidae.
GAAAGUUACAGAAAUAUAGAUGUUUAGCUGUGUACUGAAAAAGUGAUUAUAGUCAGAGACAUUCAGUGUUCAAAUCACAUUUAACUUUUUGAUUUUAUAGGUUUGAUGUCCAAUAAUAUUACAGUUAAUUUACGUAAAAUCUCAAAAUGACUGUCGAGGUACAAAAUAACCAAGGUGCUUCAAAAAUUUACAAAUAGACAAGAUCACGGUAUGCUGAAGCUACAGUAACUGGCCUGACUCAUUACCUACUGUUUGUUCUGCAAGUCCACAGAAGAAAUAAUACAGUGGUGGCCCCCAAACACGAGACAUGCCAGCAAUCUUUUUUUUUUUUUACUUUAUUUAACAAACAAUGAGUAUACACAUGCCAGCAAUCCGCUAUGCAAAAUGUCAAGUGACCCUAUCUACCUGACCUAGUUGGGAUCUAGCAUUGAGUGAUUAUCAGAUUGUUGCACAGCUAUUUAUUAAUAUCGUGGUCAUCUGCAUAUGAUUCUAGGCUAUAUUACAAAGCAGACAAUAACUACUACGCGGAGACAUUAAAUAAUGACACACUAUAAAAGCUUUCGAAAGAGGUCAGUAAUAAUUACUUCACUGCGAAGUAGCAACUCCCGUCAACGUUUAUUACUUCUAAAUUUCUUCUUAUUUAUUUGAAGACGAGCAGUCUUCUCUGGACUGCAGUCUGUUUCUUGUUAUAGUUUAUUUUAAAUCAAUGUCCGCGAGUGUUUGCAAUUCUCGCGAGAGUCUCCCAGCAGCCGUUUCCGUGGAAACCAAUUCACGCACCCGCACUCUGUGUUUUAGCUGGAUAUUUCUUUGAUGUUUAAAUGUGGUUUUAAAUACUUAGUUUCACAAUGAGUAAUGAUUACUACGAGACUUUGGAAAUAAAUAGAAACGCAACAGAUGCAGACAUCAAAAAGGCAUAUCGACGCCUUGCACUGAAGUUUCAUCCGAAAAGAAACAGAGAGCCUGGAAGCUCCCAGAAAUUUACCCAGUUGGGUGAAGCCUAUGAUGUUUUAAGCGACCCUCGAAAAAAGGCAACUUACGACAAGUUUGGAGAGGAGGGCCUGAGAGGUGGUAUUCCACUUGAGUUUGCCAGCAAUGGAACUUGGUCAUCAAAAUACGUCUACCAUGGGAAUCCUGACCAGACAUUCAAACAGUUUUUCGGGGGUGACAACCCAUUUGCAGACUUCUACACAAAUGAUGUGCCGCUUCAGUUCGGUGGCCUGCAGCCACAAGUGGCGAAAACGCAAGAUUCCCCAAUAGAGAGAGACCUUCAUUUGUGCCUGGACGAUCUCUUCCAUGGAUGCACAAAAAAGAUCAAGAUAUCUCGCAGAGUCAUGAAUGAUGAUGGAUGCACAUCCAGUAUCAAAGACAAGAUUCUGAGUAUAGAUGUCAAGCCUGGAUGGAACGAAGGCACAAGAAUUACUUUCCCCAAAGAGGGAGAUCAGGGACCAAACAGCAUUCCCGCAGAUAUUGUGUUUAUUGUGCGACAGAAGACUCAUCCUCUGUUUGUGAGACAUAACAAUGACCUCAUCUACAAAGCAAAGAUUACUCUGGAGAUGGCUUUAACUGGCUUCUCUGUGGACGUGCAGACACUAGAUGGCAGGCUGCUCUCUGUUCUUAUCAAUGACAUUGUCCACCCUAGAUACCAAAAAGUCUUGUCCGGAGAAGGAAUGCCGCUGUCCAAGAACCCUUCCCAGAGAGGAAACCUCAUAAUUACUUUUGACCUUAAGUUCCCCGAGACGCUUUCUGCUGAGAGGAAGUAUCUGAUCAAGCAAGCUCUGUCUUUUAAAGAUUAAUCACAUUCCAAAUACAUGUGUAAUCAGAAUGA